UGCACCGUCUACUACCCCUCUCUCCGCCUCGCCAGCUGGCUUGCUUCCGUCAUUCUUUCCUUUCUCUUUUCUUAAUCUCUGUUAGCGCCUCUGGCGUGUGCGCUGUCAGAUGCUUUACCUAACGUCCGACAAGUUCCUAGUCUUCGUGCCAUUUGGGGUCAUUGGCUUUUACCGUUACCUCUGGUAUCUCAUCCGUCUUUUUGCGUCAUUCGUCUACCGCCCGGUACCUCUUCCGGAGAACCCUACGUAUAUCGCCUCUGAAGAUGUCACAAUUAUUGUGCCAACGAUUGAUGCCGGCGAGGAGUUUAAAGAAGCUGCGCAUUCAUGGCUGGUAGGAAAUCCAAAGGAGAUUCUCAUCAUCACGGAGGAGAAAAUGCGAGGACCACUCCAGGAAUUGGCCGACUCUGUAGAUCCUGAGCGCAUACGUGUCCUGACCGUGCCAUACGCCAACAAACGACUUCAGAUGGCACAUGGAAUUAAAAAUACCACGACGGACAUCAUUGUUUUUGCUGACGAUGACGCCAUCUGGCCCCCAAUGCUCCUUCCAUACGUGCUGGCCUGCUUUGAGGACCAGAAGGUAGGAGGCGUUGGGACGUCUCAGCGUGUCCAGGCCUGUGGUAAGACUAUGACAGUGUGGGAAGUACUAGCUGCCUUCCGUCUUACUAUCCGAAAUAUCGAAAUAUCGGCAUCAACUCACAUUGAUGGCGGGGUAUGCUGUCUAUCGGGGCGAACAGCAGCUUACCGGACGAUUAUUCUCAAGGAUCCGGAGUUCUUGCAUGGUUUCACACACGACUUCUGGUUGGACAGAUAUCAGCUUAAUUCCGGCGACGACAAGUUCCUCACGAGGUGGAUGGUCAGCCAUGGCUGGACGACAUACAUCCAAUGCUGCAAGGAAGCUGAGAUUCUCAGUACGAUGAAGCCGAAUUGGCGGUUCUUGAAACAGGUAUUGCGAUGGACAAGAAAUACUUGGCGAAGUGAUUUGCGGUCGCUAUUCACGGAGAGAUAUAUUUGGACGGCGCAUCCCUAUGUCGCUUACACUAUGGUCGACAAACUGUUCAACCCAUUCACUCUGUUGGUUGGGCCUUGUCUUGUGGCAAUUGUGGUCUAUAAGAGUACAAAGCCAGUCGAAGACGGAGGGUACCAUUUGCCCUGGUGGAAUGUGAUACUCUGUUAUCUGGUUUGGCUGUCUGCGACGCGUACACUGAAGCUCAUGCCACAUCUGUGGAAUCAGCCCAAGCAUAUUAUCUACGUGCCUGCGUUUAUUGCAUUCGGAUACUACUUUGCUGUCAUGAAAAUUUAUGCUUUACUAACCUUACAUGAGACCGGUUGGGGUACGCGUGCCGGUAUUGGUGAUCCCACAGCUGCUACUACGGCAGCGACGAAUGCAUCCGAUGAGAAGUUGCGGGGCAACGGGCAACAACGAUACGCUGAUUCGAACCCAUUCCAAGUUCCGCAGCCUGGCGUACGAUAUCCGCAAUGAUCAUUCGCCAUGUAGAGCGGCAGGAGAUAUUCGCGACACACACCUCUACCCGGUUUGGAUACAAUUAGAUACCACGACAUGACCAUGCACGUCUUCGUUCAAUCUGUCGACCGCCCUUAUUUCCGGUCUCAUCUCAACAAUGUACACGUCGCCACAUACACAAACACUCCUGAUCUUAAAUAGGCCGAACUAGGCAAUUCGUAGCCGACGGAUUCUUAGAAGGACGAACGCAAGCAUCUCAGAAACUGCUAUUUUUCGCUUUUGAAUUAUUGACUUUUCGGAACAAUGCAUUCGUGUUUACUUUAUCUUCACUUUUUUUUAACCUUCUAGUCGUUCCUUUCGUGUGCUUUAUUUGGACACUUUGGUUUUGUAGUUUAGAAAUGUGCUCCUGCAUGGUUCUUUGGUGCAAUUGCGAGAUGUCCUUACCGGGUUAC
Messenger RNA from Fomitiporia mediterranea MF3/22, 1914 nucleotides. RefSeq lists its product as uncharacterized. Bases 110 to 1480 code for a protein of 456 amino acids. The record is from RefSeq and is a predicted model, not a curated record. The transcript has 6 exons. NCBI's taxonomy places the organism in Eukaryota, Fungi, Basidiomycota, Agaricomycetes, Hymenochaetales, Hymenochaetaceae.